Molecule: messenger RNA, 6351 nt
Organism: Penicillium daleae
Lineage: Eukaryota; Fungi; Ascomycota; Eurotiomycetes; Eurotiales; Aspergillaceae
Product: putative tRNA-splicing endonuclease
Exons: 5
Coding region: 1-6351 (2116 amino acids)
Biological process (GO): termination of RNA polymerase II transcription
Cellular component (GO): nuclear body
Molecular function (GO): zinc ion binding; helicase activity; transcription termination site sequence-specific DNA binding
Source: RefSeq, a predicted model, not a curated record
AUGGAAUUUGUGGACGCUAUCGGGGAGCUGAAAGCACUCCCCGAAGGAACCCACCUUCUUUGCCCGAGACAGAGCGAAAAUGACUAUGGACGCUAUGAUGACCCGAGCCAGCCGGAUGAAAAUGGAAAGAGCACUAAAGACAUCGUGACAGAAGCCAAGGCUCGCAAGGAAAAGUUCCUCCUAUCUAUGCGUAUUCUCGCCUACAACGCAGAGGGUGUAGAGGAGCUACAGACUUGGGUCUUGAGCAAACUGGACGAGUCUUUGGAAAAGUGCGACCUCUGCAUCAAGCAGUACUACACCGGCAAGGUCUGGCUCAUGGACCAGCUUAAGGAGUCGUACCAGGAUGAAGAUAUCGAGGAAUUUGCGCAGCGACUGGACGAAUGGGACAUUAAGCGCAUCACAAGGAAUCUGGCUACGGCAACGACACAACUUAGAAAGGUUCCUCCGCAAGAAAUCAAUCUCAGUGUCUUGGAUCGGGCUGCAUUGCUCUCCAUCUUUGAGACUUUGAGUUGCGAGGCGAUGCUGCGAAAUGAACAGCUUCUCCAGGAGCAUUUUGAUGAGCCAUUCAAGCUCAUUCAGUCGAAGAGAUCUUUGAAGAUCUCUGAUUAUGUUCCUGCUGUCACUCGCUUCCUGUUUGACUCGAACCAAGCUCGCAGUUUCUGGGCCAUCUCGACAUGGACACGAUACGCUCGACCCCCUACGAGCGAGGAGUUUGAAUGGGCGAUUCGAGAUGGUCUGCUCGCUUGCAGUGGUUCAGCGAUUGUGGCGUGGGAUGCAGCUAAUUGUCCGGAGGCUAGAAAAGAUCAAAUCACACAUAAUCUCCGUGCUUUAGAUAUUGAUCCUUGUCGUCUGUCCGUGGACCACUUACAUCUACAAACUCCCGGACUGAGAUUCCUUUUGAAUACCAUUCAAAUCCUGCUGGAGAAAGCUCCUGGUGAUUUCUGGGACGCCAUGCAAACCAUCUCUCCUCAAGCCAUCGUCGAGCAGAUCUUUGCCAGUUACCAAUUCAGGGCCUUCCUCAUGCAGACCAGCGAAGGUGAGGCGUAUGAGAAGUCUGCUUUGAAAGAUAUGCUAUCAUGGAUCAGCCCAUUCCUGGCAUCACUCAAGGGCCACCAUCAACCCUCUGCAUGUCGGUACUUGGCCACACAGUUGCUGCAGCGUCUACAAGAUGACCAGUACCCCAACCUUGCUCGAUACCACUGCUUUCACGUUGGCCUGAACAGUCUCCUCAGUACUCUCCGCCGUUUCACAGACCAUGAAUCCUCAAGAAGCUCCGUUGACAGCGUCGUCCUGAAAGAGACCAUGGAUGUCGUGGUUGCUACUAUCUACGUUAUUCUCAAUCCUCCAGUGUUCAACAUUGAGCAGGGCCGCCAAGAAGAAAUCAAAUCUUUAUGCAUGGAUGUUGUUCGCAACACGCUAGCCCUAGAGUGCCAAUCGUUGAAGAGUGACUACGAGGUUAUUCUAAAGCACGGCACUCUCUCACAUGGCGUGUCCACCUACUCAGCGCCUGUGUGGGAGGCAGUGAUCAAGCAUCUCCAUCAAGACAACCUUGCCCUGUCGACAGCUGCUCUGCUGGGAGUCCUUCCUCUCGUUGGCCUGGAGAAAUUUCCGCCCAAAGGCGAGGGCAGUAAAGAGAAGACACAUUUCAACAUGAUCUAUGGUCAUCUCACUCGCCUUUCCUGCCAGAUGAUCGAACGUCUGGCCGAUUUCCCGCCCGAACACCUGAAGCCUCUUUUCCAAAGCCAGGAUACCAGUAGUGCUCUCAUCUCCACCCUCUUCGCCGCAGAUUUGAACACCUACCAAGCCGCCGUUGAUCUCAUCAAGAACGUCAGUGGUCAAUUCGCACGGCGGGACGCAAUCUCCUACCUUCUCGAGUCGUUUUUCACGACCUCCAUGUAUGGUAUGAGUUGGUCCUUCCGUCGAAUUUCCAACAUGAAGACCUUUGCCCCGGCCCCGAGAAUGUUGCAUACGGGAACCGAUAUCGUAGAGAUUCUGUGUAAUAGUCAGACGGGUAUGCUACGUACGCGCAAUUUCGUGGACCGCCGUGAAAUCCUGUCACUUCAGAAACUCUGGGAAUUCCUGUGGCAAUCAUUGACCACGAUCUUUGACGAGACGGAGGCCUGGCAUAUGCGUGGUAAUGACAAGGAAGUCAUGCUUGACUUUUGCCGUGAUACCAUCCAAUUCGCCAAUUUCCUUUUCGAUCAGUAUGGUGUCUUUCUAGGCGCCGUGGGGGGAGCAGAUACUGCGCAAAAGUCAGUUUCAGAGAACUUCAUCAAAUCUCCCACGACCACGAUGAGUGCCAUGGUGAAGUGGUUGCGUCUGAAGGAUGAGUAUCUUGCCACCUCCUUAGUCGCGCUUGUCUCGAAAAUCCUGAGGCGAUUGGGGAGUCUGGACGUGACGACUGUCAAGGCCGACGCGCUGAGUUUCAUUGAAGGCACCGCGGUACAUGGAACAAUCAAAACAAUCCUGACCAGCCGCGACAAGGCAGAACUCGUGCGCUCACUUGAAGCCUACACCAAGAAACCUGUCGUCACUGCUUCCACGGCCUCCCUGAAAAAACAAUCUUCCAUCACUUCGUUUGCCCGCCCCUCCAAAGACCUUUCUUCUCCCUCUUCCCCUUCCUCUCGUGUUCCAAGUGACGAAGACGAAUUCGAAGACAUUCCCGACCAAACUCUUCUGGACCUCUCUCGCUCUGUUGAACUCAACAAAAAUCGCCUCGCCCUGACUGCCAAGCAGAAGGGUCAAUCCCCUCUCGGGAUGCCCGCCUCAACUGCACUUCAGGCGCGGCCUGGGUUUGCCAAGGGACCCAUGGCCCAACGUCUCAAGAAUGAUGCUACCAGCGUCCUGUCCUUCCGCGAGAAGCGCGAGCGAGAGAAAGAGGCCAAGAGGAAACGGGACAUGGCAGAGUUGGCAAAACUCAAGAAGAAUAUGCCUCUGCGUGGGGUUGCGGAACAAACGGCAGAGCAGGGCUCUGGCCUCAAAGGUAUUGGUGUGAAGGGUAAAGACCAUUCCAUUCCCCUGGACAGUAUGAUGGUUUCGUCUGGCUCGGACAGCGAUACUGAAAGUGAAGAUGAACUAGAUCAGGAGUUGUUCGGCGCAAAGCCCAAGAAGUCCGAUUCCGCGGACACCUCUGAGCAGAAGAAGAAGCUCCCCCAGCAGAUGCCCCUAAGGAAGGUCAAGCGCAACCGGUCCAUGAAGGAUAUGCGUGCCCGUCUGUCACCGGAUCUUUCGUCCUUGCAUCACAAGAUUCUUUCCUGGAAUUACUUCGCAACUGGUGAUACCCCAUCUACCUCGGAUCGCACGGAUUACACCCUUGUCUCCAAUUCGUUCCGUUCUCCCGUGGAAUACAAGAACACAUUCGAGCCCCUGUUGAUUCUCGAGGCCUGGCAAGGGUUCCAGUCAGCCAAAGAAGAAGGCGCCUCCUCAUUCCGGCCCUUUGAGGUCAAGGUGAUGACUCGCUUGACCGUGGAUUCAUGGAUCGAAGUCAGUACCCUGCCUCUCGGGCUGCCUUCGAAGGACUUCUUCAUUAGUGAAGGCGAUCUGGUCCUGUUCUCCAACGCCGCAAAGCCCCACGAGAACGAGACUGCCCCUCAUAUCCUUGCACGGGUCGCCCAUGUGAAUCGUAAAGGCGGAAAAAUGGAGGUCACCUACCGCAUGAAUCCUGGACCCAACAAGUUCCUUCAGUCGUUUAGUGUCGGUUCAACCGCCUUCGGAGUCAAGGUCACCUCAUUGAUCCCGGUCGAGCGUGAGUACGGUGCAUUGAUGGCCUUGGAAUACUAUGAUCUUUGCGAGGAGAUUGUGGUUGCCAAGCCGUCGCCACUUCUCACGUACGGGGAUUCCACUUUGCAGCCAUACAUGGACAAUUACGAGAUCAAUCGCGCCCAAGCCAAAGCCAUCAAGUCCGCCAUGGACAACGAUGCUUUCACCCUCAUUCAAGGUCCUCCCGGUUCCGGAAAAACUAAAACUAUCACCGCGCUCGUUGGCAGUCUCCUGACAAAUGCCCUCAGCAAGGUUGCAGUCUCCAUCGGAAACCACAAACCUGCGACUUCCAGGAAAGUGCUGGUGUGCGCACCCAGUAAUGCUGCUGUUGACGAACUGGUUAUGCGAAUGAAGGACGGCGUGAAGACUCGUCAUGGCCGCCUAGAAAAAAUCUCGGUUGUUCGUUUGGGAAGAAGUGAUGCCAUCAAUGCCAAGGUUCUUGAUGUGACCCUUGACGAAAUGGUCAAUGCCCGUAUCAGUCAAAGCCCUUCUGCAUCAAACAACGUGGAUAUGCAAAAGUUUUACGACGAGCACAAGAAGACCGACACUCAGUUUAAAGAACUUCGAGCCAGCCUUGACGAUUGCCGAGCAAAGGGAAUCCAAGCCCCCGAAGAGCUGGAACGCGGGUUUGAGUUGAUGAAGAAGAAGCGAACUCAACUGAGCGCGGACAUUGACAAAGCCCGCGAUCAAGUCUCCACCCUGGCCCGCAAUGCGGACAUGCAGAAGCGACGAAUUCAGCAGGAGGUCAUCGACGGUGCUCAUGUCAUCUGCACCACUCUGAGUGGUUCAGGACACGAGAUUUUCCUGGGCAUGAACGUUGAGUUUGAGACAGUCAUCAUUGACGAGGCGGCUCAAUGUAUUGAGCUGAGUGCCCUCAUCCCGCUCAAAUACGGUUGCUCCAAGUGUAUCCUUGUUGGUGACCCUAAGCAGUUGCCACCUACCGUCCUGUCGAAGAUGGCAUCGAAGUUCCAAUACGAGCAGAGUUUGUUCGUGCGUAUGCAGAAGAAUUUCCCGAAGGACGUGCACCUGCUGGACGUUCAGUACCGUAUGCAUCCUGACAUCAGUGCCUUCCCCAGCCUCACCUUCUAUGAUGGCAAGCUCCAGGAUGGUCCCGAUAUGGGAAAACUUCGCGUUCGCCCGUGGCACCAGAGCGAACUGCUCAGCCCGUACCGGUUUUUCGAUGUUCAGGGUAUGCACCACAGUGCACCCAAGGGUCGCUCCCUGAUCAACUUUGCGGAGAUUCAGGUUGCUCUGCAAUUGUACGAACGGCUGGUCGGAGAUGUCAAAGGCUACGACUUUGAUAACAAGAUUGGUAUCAUCACUCCGUACAAGGGCCAGUUGCGUGAGUUGAGAACCCAGUUUGCGUCUAGAUAUGGCGAAGAGAUUCUGAAGAAGGUGGACUUUAAUACAACCGAUGCCUUCCAGGGUCGGGAGAGUGAAGUCAUCAUCUUCUCCUGUGUCCGUGCUUCCAACAAUGGUAUCGGUUUCUUGGCCGAUAUUCGUCGUAUGAACGUCGGUCUCACCCGUGCCAAAUCCUCCCUCUGGGUGUUGGGUAACUCUGCAGCUCUGAUGCAGGGUCAAUACUGGAGAAGUCUUAUCACAAACGCGCGAGAGCGUAAUGUCUACACCGAGGGCAACAUUCCGAAGCUUCUCGAGCGACCUCAGUUUACGGGCUACAAGGACAUUGAAAUGGUCGAUGUUGAUGUGGCUACUCCGAUUACAACUACGGAGGCCCCUGCUGCGUCAACCGUUCCCGCUCCCAUCAACCCGUCUACUAAAGUCUCGGGCUCUCGAGCUUCCUCAGGGUCGGCUGGCCCCGACUCUCGGCCAGUCGUAGCCUCUGCGCAGUUUUCCACCCCAACGCCUCUCCCUGAUGGUCCCUCUGGUGGUGCGGCGGGUCUGGACGAGACCAAGAUGUGUGGCCUUUGUGGCAGCAACGAGCACUUCACUCACAACUGCGACAAUAAAGAAGCCAAGGAGGUCGCUCGUGGCCAAUGUUACCGAUGCCGCGAAUUUGGUCACAACAAGUUCAACUGCCCUGCCAUCCGCUGCCUCGAAUGCGGUCAGAUAGGUCAUCCCGCUAUCAAGUGCGUCAACAAGCCGCUUCCCAAGCACGAGAAGGCCCGUAUCGCCAAUGACGAGCGUCGUCGUCUUGAGCACCAAAAGCAAAAUGCUGAGCGUCAGCGCCAACGCCAGAUUGGUGGCCAUGAUCCCAAGAUUCCCACCAUCGCGGUGACCACCAAUUCAUCUUCGGCCCCCAAUGAGAACACUGGUAGCAAGCGAAAGCGAAAUGAGCAGCCCGCGGAUGGGCCGAAGGCGUCACGGCCUCGUACCGGUCCAUCGGGUCCACCAUCAAAUGCGCCCAAGGCACCGCGAGCCUUGCCACCUGGCCUCGUUAAUCCUGUGCGCAAUAUCUCCGCCCCGAGGUCGGGCGCAAACAAACCGUCAGCGAACAGUGGUGGUUCUUCGGCAACUGGCUCAAAUGGUACAGAGGCUUCCCGUCCUGCUCCACCCAAACCGCUGCCCCCGAUGAUGCGCAAGAAGAAGGAGGUAGACCCUUUCAUUCGGCGGUCCAAACCGAAACCAAAGUAG